AUUGUGAUGUGAUUAUUAGUGGUGGUGGGUGAGUCUCACAAACGAAGAAGAAGUGAGCCGAUUUUGCCGCUUCACCAACCGCUAAUUCACGUUCAUUUCAUGUAUGAUAGAGAUUGAGGAGCAAGUGCAUUAUCUCAUCUCACUAUGAAUGUGCCGUGCUGAAUCCAUUUUCCAAGCUCCUUUCCGUUUCUGAAUCCUCCUUCGCGAAAUCACAAGCUUCCAAUUGCGGAAAUGGCUGGAAUCGCUUGGCCUCCUGAAUCUGAGCUAGAUGAAAUAAGAGAGAUAGUUUCCAAAAUGGCAGAUGUGAGUAAAGAGGAAGUUCGAGUUGUGGUAUCUCCCUAUCGAAUUUGUCCUUUGGGAGCACACAUUGAUCAUCAGGGUGGGAUGGUUUCAGCUAUGACAAUUGAUAAGGGAAUACUUCUGGGGUUUACUCCUUCUGACAGUAAUGAGAUUGUGAUUCGUUCAGGACAGUUUCAAGGGGAAGUCAAGUUCAGGAUUGAUGAGAAUCCACAGCCAAAACGAUCCACGUCAAAAAAUGAGAACACGGUAAAGGAUUCUUCUGUGCUCCAGGAACAAUGUAACUGGGGUCGGUAUGCUAGAGGAGCCAUAUAUGCACUGAAGAGUAAGGGAAACAAUCUUUCUAAGGGUAUCAUAGGAUACAUAUGUGGUUCUGAAGGCCUGGACAGUUCGGGCUUAAGCUCUUCUGCUGCGGUUGGAGUAGCUUACCUCUUGGCUCUGGAACAUGCAAAUAACUUAGUAAUAUCUCCCACAGAAAAUAUUGAAUAUGAUAGGUUAAUUGAAAAUGAAUAUUUGGGUCUGAAAAAUGGUAUAAUGGAUCAAUCAGCUAUAUUACUUUCAAGCCAUGGUUGUUUGAUGUGCAUGGAUUGCAAGACGAAAGAAUAUGAGCUUAUACAUCGACCAAAAGUGGAAGAGAAUGAAGAGAGUGAGGAACCAAAAGCAAUCAAAAUAUUGUUGGCUCUUUCAGGGAUUAGGCAAGCUUUGACUAGCAAUCCUGGAUAUAAUAAGCGAGUUGCAGAGUGUCGAGAGGCAGCACGAAUUCUACUAGAAGCAUCUGGAGAUUAUGAAGCAGAGCCCAUCCUAUCUAAUGUUGCACCAGAAGUUUAUGAGACUCACAAGUGCAAAUUAGAACCAGAUCUAGCCAAAAGAGCAGAGCAUUAUUUCUCAGAGAAUAUGCGUGUUUUGAAAGGGAUUGAGGCUUGGAAAAUGGGCAAGUUUAAUCAUUAUGGAAAUCUCAUUGCUGCUUCUGGACGGAGUUCCAUUCAAAAUUACGAAUGUGGUUCUGAACCACUAAUUCAACUGUAUGAGAUCCUUCUGAGAGCUCCUGGCGUACAUGGAGCACGUUUCAGUGGUGCUGGGUUUAGAGGGUGCUGCAUUGCAUUUGUGGAGGCUCCCCUUGCAACCGAAGCUGCUUCAUUUGUUAGAAGAGAAUAUCUAAAGGCUCAACCUGAGAUAGCUAGCCAAAUAAACGAAGACACAGCAGUUGUAAUAUGUGAUUCUGGUGAUUGUGCACGUGUAAUUUGAACAGCAUUUUUCUGUUGCUUCCACUUAAUCAAGGUCCAGGGUUCGUGUAUUGUGUAUGGAAAAAACAUCUGCCGGGAGAGCUAAUCCUACCAGGAUGUUGAUGUUCCCGGCCCGAAGAGGAUUGCCUCCGGUGCAGGAUAAAUGGAGUCUUCUUCAUUCUUUCAUUUAUGUAUCUAUUGAUUUUUCUCUUUGUGGGGUUUAAGUUGCCAAUUUUAAAAGAAUGUAAACUACAAUGGAUCAAUACUAAGAUUUAGAAUGCAGCAUUACAGCAAGCAAUGUCCUAAUGCAUGAAAUGAUCUUUAGAACA
Lotus japonicus is the source of this 1849-nucleotide messenger RNA. Its product is annotated as galacturonokinase. Gene Ontology annotation, biological process: galactose metabolic process. Gene Ontology annotation, molecular function: galactokinase activity; ATP binding. The record is from RefSeq and is a predicted model, not a curated record. Gene Ontology annotation, cellular component: cytoplasm; cytosol. The transcript is spliced from 14 exons. NCBI's taxonomy places the organism in Eukaryota, Viridiplantae, Streptophyta, Magnoliopsida, Fabales, Fabaceae. Bases 232 to 1542 code for a protein of 436 amino acids.